AUGGUCGUAAGCUCACACGGGUGGGGGGCGCUCCUGCGGGGCGGGAUGCCUCAUCCUCCGAAGACGACUAUCCAGCUGCCUACCAAAGGUCCGACCCUGGUCGCUACCGCCUGGCGUGCCGCAACAAAACGCGCUGUCACCGCCAGCAACCCGGGCGCCGCGGCCGCCACCGCCAUCACCACCCCACCUCACUUGGAUUUAAGCUUCCGCACCCCGAAAAGACCGACGACUGCCAUUACCUCCACUCAUAGCGUGAGCAGUUCGGAAGACCCGCCGACACCUCGUCUGACAUGGCUGUCGUACCUCUCUCCCAACCCGGUUGGACGGGCCGCGGGAAGUGGGAAGACUGCCAGUCGCGGUCCCAGCAGGGGCGGUGCUACAGUCCGCGAUGGCUACACCUCCGUUACGGGGAGGCGGGGAAGGAGAGGCAGCAGCAGCGGUGGGGGCAGCGGCGGCAGAGGCAGCGACAGGAGCAGUAGCCGAGGCAGUCGGAGCCGCAGCAGGACCAAACGCAGUGAGAGCUUUGGCGGCGGCGGCAGUGAGGCCGUCGCUUACGGGAGACGCCUGAACAGCAGUGCAGCGCCGCAGCAGCAGCGACGUCGUACCUUUGAGGGUGCGACUGCGGCUGCGGCUACUGCGGCUACUUCAGGCUCAGCUGCUAGAGUGAGGCCAAUUUCUGUCUCUGCUCGGCCGGGUACGGGGCCACUGCUACUGCAUGCUGGACCCCCCCUGGCAACGGGUCGCCUGAAGAGCGAUAUCAGCACCAACACGGAUGCGGAUUCGGAGCGGGAGGAGGAGGCAGUGGUGCAGCAGAUGCUGGGGGGAACGGCGGCAUGGCUCCAGGAGAGGCAGCUGGAGCGGCAGCGGCAACAGGACCUGGCGGAGCUGCGCCGCGCCGCCAGGCGCCGCGCGCGUGCGGCCGUGGCGGGUACGGCGGAGGUGCUGCGAGGUGGAGGCGGUGGAGGCGGGUACGACAGCGACAGCCGGUCGUCCCGCGGCACUGUGCGCAGCAACGGCACCCUCUCAGCGGAUUCUCGGUGCGGAGACGACGGCUUAGACGUGGGCGCUUCAUUUACCUCCUGGGUUGGUAACAGGAGGGCCAUAAAUGGGAGUCAUGUGGGUCGGGCCGGAGGUGCGGCGGCGCUCGGGAUCGGCGUGAGUCGGCCCCGGUCGCCGCCGCCGCCACUGGUGCUGCUCAGGACGCAGAACGCGGCGACUGUCCUGGCGGCGGCGCAGCGACGCCAUCUGCUCUCCAGAUCUAGCGGCGGCGCUGUCGUGCGUCGUGCCGCUCGUUGCGCAAUGCGUACCGCGCUUUCCGCGCGGGAAGGCGGCGGCGGCGGUAAAAGUAACAGUAACAGCACGGUGGCGGCGGCGGCGGUGCUGCGGCGUGCGUUAUUAUGGCGCGACGCGGAGGUUCUGGUAGCCAGCGAGACGGGACGUCUGCGGGGACUGGGGGGUGGGGGAUGUGGUCGUGGACAGCUGCUACUGCCAGCGGCGGGGACACGCAAGGCCUUGUCGGAUAGCAGUGAGGAUAGCUUUGCGUAUCGCGUGACGUCAGCCGCGAUGACGCUGAGGUCGAUGUCCGUACCGCGGUACAGCGCUGGACGGCGGCACGAUAUCGCCUGGCAGAGGCAGCGUCAGGCGCAUCAGCGGCUCGGCGGAAGUAUAGCGGCCGGCUACAGCCUGUCGCGGGACGAAAGCCGCAGCGCCGGCAGGGGUGCGAGACGGGCGAGUCCCACUGCUGCUGCAGCCGCCGCGGCAUUUAGGAGUGCCGCGGACGUCGCAUCCGCGGCCGUUUCCCGCGCCACGUCCGUCAUCAGCAGUGGAAGCAGCGGCGACGGCAGCGGCAGCACAGGGAAGCCUCGCACCUGGUUUAUGACGGAGGUUCUACGCACGCCGGUUGGCAGCCACCUGAGCGAUAGGGAAGAGCCACAGACCCACGGGUCACAGUGGGGCCGCCGGGGCGGCGGCCGUGACGGUGGCGGCGCCGGCAGCGGCAGCUGUCCCUCCUCCCCGGUGACCUGGUCCCCUCCCUGGAUUCAAUCCCCCUCCCAGAAGCUCUCUCUCUCCCGCGUCUGGGGCCCCAUGUAUCCUCUGGAGUCCAAGAGCCCCAGGAGCAGCUACGAGGGCGGCGGCGGUGGAGGAAGCGGCAAAGGAGGAGGGCGAGGAGAAGGAGAGGAGGGGUUCCAUGGAGGAGCAGGAGGAGGAGGAGCGCAACACGGCGCCGACGGGUACGCCGCCAGCGAUGACGCGCUGUGGCGCUCUCCGUCGCGACCGCCACCAAGUCGGCCACCUGCAGGAAAGUCCCACUCGGUCUUACGAGUGGAACACGGUCCAUCGGCCCUCGUAAUGCAUUGCGGUGACGACCCGUCUGUGGGAGAGGUUCAUGAGGCCGAGGAGCGGCGGUCGGUGUCGCGGCCGCAUUCAAAGGUGGUGCGCGCCCUCAGUUGCCAUAAGGUUAUUGUGAAGGUGUUGUUGUGGAGAUGUCGCAGUGGCGGGGGACUUGCAGACGUCAGCAAGCUCCACGCCUAG
This is a messenger RNA of Volvox carteri f. nagariensis, 2532 nucleotides long. RefSeq lists its product as uncharacterized. The transcript has 4 exons. Bases 1 to 2532 code for a protein of 843 amino acids. Lineage: Eukaryota; Viridiplantae; Chlorophyta; Chlorophyceae; Chlamydomonadales; Volvocaceae. The record is from RefSeq and is a predicted model, not a curated record.